UGGUAUCUCCAACGAUUUGAAAACACCGCAUCCCUGAAACAGAUGAUGCUUGUGGAUAGUCAAGACGUUCGUAAGACGUACCUAUACCGUCUCAGCCAGGACAAAGCCAUGACUAAUUUCAAGAACAUCUUGCUGCUGGGCUCAGCGGACGACUACAUCGUGCCGCUCCACUCGGCGCAUAUCAAGUUGGCCAAGCACAUCGUCAGGGAUACCACGCCCAUGGGCGCCGCCUACCGGGAAAUGCUGCGCAACAUCCUCAAGCCGCUCAUCGACAAGCCGGACCUGAACCUCGUCCGGCUGGAGGUGCACGUUCCUUUCCGCAGUUCCCUAAUCUCCUCCAACGUGCACAUCGCACCACUGGACUGCGAGAUACUCGUCCAGAAGAUCGCGCUCGUUGCAUGCGCGAGACAUCUGCUCUGAACCUGCCACAAGCCCGAGCAGCCAAACUCCACCCAGGCGCCCUAGCAACAGAAGCGCCCUCCGGUGUACAGAUCCACUCACACCAGCCCGCCCACUCUACGCACAAAGCUGCCGUGUCAUGCACGAAUUGGUCGUGCCGAACGUGGCAGGCGAUGACGCGCGGAGUAAGCCCCACGACUCAAUGAGGACUCAGUGCGUUGAUGUUUACACGUACGACGCAUUUUUACGACAGUACUAACGAAUGCGUCUCGUGAGAGAGACCCGACGUAGCGUGCGCUCGCUUGCAAACCUUGCGUGGCCGAUCAGUCGUUGCCGCGUAGACCAAUUGCGGUAUUUACCAUCGCCCUGAUAUAAGCGUGUGCAUCUGCGGGGUAUGUUCUACGAAAUUAAACAAUUCUCCCCUCGGGUACCUUGUAGACAGGACGACAUAUUACGUUAAGCGAUAAAAAUGCUACGGUCCCGAGUUGUUUUGGGUCAUUUCCUUUCAAAACCGAAAAAGGAAGAAAAAAAGUUAUAGAAAAUCGAUACUGUUCUGUAUUCGAUGACCUACCUAAGAAUUCAAUACAAGCUCCACCUACAAAACCCCAUCACAUAUGCGCCAUGUGCUGCUUCCAUGCUCUAAAACAUAAUUCCAGGGCGACGUUGAUAUUGAAAGAAGUUCGCCCCCAACGUCGACGACAAAGAAAAGAGGGAAUGUAAUUGACUGGUGCAUCUCCACAAAUU
Messenger RNA from Dermacentor silvarum, 1143 nucleotides. RefSeq names its product protein FAM135A-like. Bases 43 to 420 code for a protein of 125 amino acids. Lineage: Eukaryota; Metazoa; Arthropoda; Arachnida; Ixodida; Ixodidae. The transcript is spliced from 3 exons. The record is from RefSeq and is a predicted model, not a curated record.